AUGGAGCCUUCUGAUAUCGUCAAAGCAAGAGUUGAGGGUGUCUUACCGACUGCGAAGCGACUCGUGCAGAUCGCGGGCACGCCGGGGGCAGCGAUUGCAAUAAUUCACAAUGGCAAGCACAUCCACAGCGAAUACAUCGGUUAUCGUGACCAAGAGCUCAAGUUGCCAGUAACUGACGCGAACAUCUUCCCCUGUGCGUCUUUGACCAAGGCCGUUGUUUCUGCCGCCAUGGCCAUCUGUGUCGAAGGCGGAAAGCUUGGAUGGGACACUCCGAUCAAGGAUAUUCUUCCCGAUUUCAGCACGAAGAGUGACAUCUUACGCAACCACAUGACAGCUGUGGAUUGCCUCUCCCAUCGAGCUGGGAUGCAAAGCUCUUUAUAUUGGCUCGGCAGCAUGAACAACGUGCUCGUCUCCAAGGAAAAUAGCAUGAACUUGAUCAACGACCUAAAACAAGUAAAACGGUUUCGAAACGAGUAUCUAUACAACAACCUAGGGUACGAAAUCGCCUCACAUGUGCUAGAGCAGCACUGGAUGACGCUUCAAGAUCUGGUCAAACUCUACACAGCAUUUAUCGAGUCCGGCGAAGACCAAUUCAAAAACUGCACCACAUCCACCCCAGGCUCUCCCUUGAAGCAGACCUCGUACGCCCUGGGGUGGGCUCGAGUCCAAACUCCAGGGCCUAUGGGUGCUAUAGGUCUCAACCCCGACCUCCUAAAGCCCAAACCAAUGCCGGAAGUCGCGCGUGGUCAUCCAUCUGAGCUGAUCCUCUAUCACCAAGGCAUGAUGCCAGGGAAUUUGGCGGCUGUCAACCUCGUUCCUUCUACCAAAGGCGCAGUGAUCGUACUCACAAACUCCUUGGCGCUCAACGACACUGCAGACUGGCCUGGCCAGCUAUACCUAGAGGCCUAUCUCGGUGUGGCUCAUAGGAACGACUACGUCGCUUUGUCAGAAGAGACAGUGGAAGCUACCCUUAGCUGGUAUUUCGAUGUCUUGGCCGAACUUGAGAAAGAUCGGAUCCCAGGGACUGUUGCACGAAAUCUGUCCGAGUAUACUGGAAGAUAUUCUAACGAGGCUGGAACUAUGAUGAUCGAGAUCUUGCUCGACAGCGGCAGUGAAUCUGGCCUUAGGCUCGCAUUUCAAGGCCUCCAGUCCGAGAUGUACCCAUUGACACAUUACCAUGACGAUGUAUUCACUUGGCUGGUGACAAGGAAUGAGCUUGCUCGACGAGGACGCUUUCUCAUGAGGGCCGGUUGCGAUGAUCCCUUUCAUUUGCUGGCUCUGCAGGUGGGCAUCACCGUAAAUAUGCCCCUUUACAAGCGCUCGUGCCCAGGGUUUUGCAUAGAUUACCCUCCAUAUCCCGCGCUCCGUCUCAUUGUGAGCAUAGUAUGA
Molecule: messenger RNA, 1389 nt
Organism: Trichoderma harzianum CBS 226.95
Lineage: Eukaryota; Fungi; Ascomycota; Sordariomycetes; Hypocreales; Hypocreaceae
Exons: 5
Coding region: 1-1389 (462 amino acids)
Source: RefSeq, a predicted model, not a curated record